AUGUCUAGACUUGUUCUAGUGUCAGAGAAAUGGAAACAGGAGGCGAUGAUUCAUUACGUGGGAUGGUCAAAAGGCACGUGCGAUGACAGAGCUAAGUGCACUGUCGGGUAUAAAUGGUACUCUAGGGGGUUCCAAAAGAAAAACGUAAACGGACAGGACCUGUCGUGUGGUAAUGUCGAAGAAGCAGUUAACGCAUUUUGCAAAACUCAAGAACCAAUCGUUUUAGAAGUGUUUCGUCAAGAAUCCGCUAAGCCCAACAUGGCUUCAGAAAAUGUAGAUGGAAUAGUUGAUUACGUCAUGCAAUGUGAUGGAACAACACAAACUGAGUGGUCAGGAGGUUGGGAAGAACCGCCAUUUGGAUUUUUCCCUAUUGGACGGUCAAGACUUAUAGUAACGCUACACCGGAAAUGCAGUUCUGAAAAGCUAGGCCUAACAUUUUGUAGCAGUUUCUCCAACGAAGCUCACAGACAUAUCUUUAUCAAUCACAUCGAAGCAGGUAGUAUAGCAGAUAAAGAUGGCCGACUACAGGAAGGAGAUCAGAUUCUACAGAUAAAUGGUCAUUACCCUCACACUGAGGAAGAAGCUGACACCUUACUUUCUGACAGAUAUCUGGACCUAACAAUUCUGCUUGGCAGGAUUCGGUUUCAGGAAUACGACGGCACACUAGAAAAUGAAUCUUACCAUGUUGAAAAAGACAGUGGCGUCGGAAGAACUGACGAGAGUACGAAGUGCGACGAUAGUUCUGGGGCCGAGAAUAAAGAAAGUGAACAUCUCGUCUACAAAACCCCAAUCUUUGAAAAGGUUUUCUUAAAAGAAAAAACUUUUUCCGAAGAUUAUUCCUGCUUGGAGAAUGUGGAGGAGCCCAAUCCAGAAGAGGAAGAAUUCUGUCACCACGAGCUUUUUCCAGCAAAGUGUGUCGGCACAAGUACAAUAAACGAUCAUUCUCUAGGUCCGUGUUAUAAUAAUUUUGACAGAGAGUUGAGGUAUUUAAAUGUAGAGCUAGAAAGCGUGCAGCUAGAAGAAGCGUCCAUAGAGCCCAGACCAAGGGUAUGUUCGGAACACAUGUCUGGAGAUAAUCCUGUUGAAUCCAGAAGGGGAUCCAAUAGCAAAGCUCGACAGUUGUGGAAGAAAAAAGAAUCGGUGGAAGGAUGGUUAAUAAAUACUGCACAAAGGAGGAAACAGGAUAGAAGGAUCUUCCAAGGCCAACCGAUGAAGGAAGAAGACAGCUCCAGAGUUUCUUGUAAGAGAAUGAGUUCAAGCAGCUUAAGUGUCAAUCCUGUGAUAACGCAGCUUAAGGAAUGUGAUAUUCCGUGUGUAACAUGUGACACUUGUCAACAAGCUGAUGGUGACUUUAGAAGAAGAUGGACUUCCGAAGUUAGAAGUUCCCAACAGUAUCAGCAACAAAGCUUGACUUUUUAUCCUUGUGCGACCAUGUACACGAACAAACAGAACUUACAACACACAAUAUGGCUUCAGCAAGAACUGUUUCGUCAAGCACUGGCACAUCAGCGGCAGUACAAUCAACGGAAUACCUUAUCAACGUGUAGCCGUCACUCACGGGAGACUCUUCCGAGCAGCAUUCCCACCAGUCCCAGCAAAAGUAUUGCCGUGAGUAGUGUAAAAGAUGAGGAGGAGGAGGGGACGAUGGAAUGGAAGGUAAAGCGGAGAUCUGACGGAUCGCGAUAUAUUACCAGACGCCCUGUCAGGAACAAGUUACUCAAGGAACGAGCUCUCAAGAUCAACGAAGAAAGAUGUGGAAUCACCACUGACGAUGACGCAAUGAGCGAAUUGAAAUUUGGACGCUACUGGCCCAAAGAGGAACGCAAACGUCACUUGGAAAGAGCGCGUGAUCGCAAACGAAGGGAAUGGGUGAUGCGCAGCAAAAUGGCCGUUGUAGAAGAACGCGUGGAAGAAAAGGACGAUGUCUCUUCAGCACGAGAAAGACGAAAUGAAGGGAAAGACUCUGGAAUUCUAGAAAAGAAAAAUGUUCGCAAGAAACACAAAGUUGUCUCAGAGGACCACCGUUCAGUUCAUAACAGCAUAGCACGUAGCUUUAAGGGACACAACAAGACGCAAGGUUUGCUCUCUGUAACCACAGUGUAGAUAGAAUUGUUGAAAAUGCCAAGUACCACACCAAUCUUGGCUCCAGGUACAA
Messenger RNA from Limulus polyphemus (Atlantic horseshoe crab), 2155 nucleotides. RefSeq names its product E3 ubiquitin-protein ligase PDZRN3-like. The record is from RefSeq and is a predicted model, not a curated record. Gene Ontology annotation, molecular function: protein binding. NCBI's taxonomy places the organism in Eukaryota, Metazoa, Arthropoda, Merostomata, Xiphosura, Limulidae. The transcript is spliced from 8 exons. The coding region runs from base 1 to 2103 and encodes 700 amino acids.